Pomacea canaliculata is the source of this 1538-nucleotide messenger RNA. RefSeq lists its product as uncharacterized. The coding region runs from base 100 to 675 and encodes 191 amino acids. The record is from RefSeq and is a predicted model, not a curated record. Lineage: Eukaryota; Metazoa; Mollusca; Gastropoda; Architaenioglossa; Ampullariidae. Gene Ontology annotation, molecular function: protein binding. The transcript has 6 exons.
GUGAGUGGCACAGAAGGACAGAAGGACCGUCUUGUCUCCUCGUCUCAAACACAUUUCCUCGGGACAUCCUGUCGCUAAGUCUUCUUCCAAACAUCAUCGAUGGGGUUCACAAUGACCAUCACGACCCUGGCAGUGUUAGUGACAUUGACCUUUGGGUCAGCAGCUGACAGCCAGCAAGAGUCAGCUGACGACUGCGCUUUGAAGUCGGACUUGCAAGCCCUGAAUACAACGAUUGCCGGCGACUACGCUUUGAAGUCGACCGUCGGAAAACUUCAAACAGACCUACUCGCCCUCGACACAGAGAUUGAUAAGGACUGCGCUGUGAAGUCAACCGUGACAGCGCACAUGGAGGCCUUGAACACAACCAUUGGUCGUGACGAGAAAGCAGUUUCUUUCCACGCUGUAGGCAAUGCUGAUAUUGAUGAGAAAAGCGUGGUCAAGUUCGAGGAUGUGGUGGAGAACCAUGGCGAUGGCUACGACCCGUCCACCGGCUGCUUCAUGGUGUCUGUGCCCGGUGUCUACAUCCUCUCCUUCACACUCUCCUACCGCAAGAAGGAGCAGGGCCACGCCGACUGGUUGGCUCUGGGCUACUGGUAUAAGAAUUCGUCGUAUCACCUGAUUCUCUACACCUUCCUUCAGACAGACGAGGGUCGGCAAGCAUCACAUGCGUCGUGACCCUUGAACCCGGACAGAUGGUCCAUCUCUACGCCUACGGCAAAAUAUCGGUGGAUGGAAUCUUCUUUGGGCUGCUUAUCAAACGUCUCUAGACAUUACAAUGUCUUUGAGUUAUGAUGUUGUCAUUACAAUGUCUUUUUUUUAAUAUUUAACAUUUAUUUUCCAUAAUCACACUAUAGACUUAACACGUUAUAUACGUAAACAAUUUGUACUCAUUGCAAGAUAACAAACAGAUAAAGUAAUGCAUGUCAACAUGUAUGUAUACAAGUCACUCUUUGAAUUCUGGACAAGUUGCAUGUUAAGGUGGCCUCUGUUUUCUAAUUCUUUCCUCUUCCAUUUCCAAGUAUGCAUGGAAAAGUUCAAGUUUAUAUCUAUGCUGCAAUAUCCCAAUGAAUGGGGUAUUUUUUUUUAAUUUGUAGAAUUAUAUUAUGAUUUAUCAAGCAGUAAGAUUGAGUCCAGUACAGCAUCUGUCUUCAAGUUAUUACUGCAUCCAAAAAAAACAAUGUAUUCACUUAAAAUCAUCUUUGUCACAAUCCCACAGCUGUUUGACAGGUCAUUUUGAAAGUUUUGCCGGAAAUCUUGGGUUUAUUUACAUCUACAGUCAUCACAAACAUCGUCCUUCUUUAGCCCCAUGGUAAAUAAAGUUAUUUUUGUCCCCAGUAUUCUAUUCGUGACUCUGGUUCGAAGCCAUUUCAAUCUAAUAUCUUUAACUACUUUUCUGAAGAUAAUGUACAUUUUACAUACAUAUAAUUAUCACUUCUUUUAGUAAUGUCACCCUACACACCUCAUCGUGUGCAACAAUAUGUUAUGUUCGUCUUACCGACGAUCAUCGUAAAUAAACAUCUUUUACCCAGGAAAGGCAA